Clonostachys rhizophaga is the source of this 951-nucleotide messenger RNA. The record is from the annotation of a GenBank genome assembly. NCBI's taxonomy places the organism in Eukaryota, Fungi, Ascomycota, Sordariomycetes, Hypocreales, Bionectriaceae.
AUGAAUUCGUCCCAGUCUAAUCCAAGCAGUGAUGCAUGGGUCCCCCCCCCGGAUUCUCGUGCAUACAUUCUUACUCCAAUAUUAAUUGCGGUGAUGACGAUUUCCAGCUUGCUUGUUCUUUUACGGUUGAUCACGAGAGUAUUCUUGGUCAAAACGCUAGGAAUUGAUGACCUGUUAUCAGUUGCGUCGCUGUCGGCUAACAUGAAGUUAGGCGUUCAAUAUGGGGCAGGAACACAUGUAUAUGAAGUUCCCCCCGUCAAGCUUCCACAUUUUCUCAGCCUAGUGACCACGUCUGAGCUACUCUUCGUUUUCUCGCUCUGCAUGGUUCGAUUCUCCAACCUUGCAUUUAUCGCUCGAUUGAGCAGCGAUAAAUGGUUUGUCAGGGGUAUCUAUGCAGUUGGGUUCCUGGUGUCUUCAAUCACCCUAAUUGCGGUUGCCUUCGUCCUGUCCAAGUGCAAAGAUGUGAGAGACCUGUGGAAUAUCGAAAAUCCCAACCGAGAAUGCAAGUCGUUCAAUGCGGAGUUUUCAGUCAUGAUCUUCCACGCCGGGAUGGGGAUCCUUAUUGACGCGAGCAUCUUGGCGCUACCCAUCUGGAUCGUCUUCCGAAAAAUGAAAUUCUCGCCCAAGAUGGUUCGGGUUGUUCUCAUUUUUUGCGUUGGCGCUCUAUCUAUCAUUGCAGGGGUUUUGAGACUCAACUAUUCCCUCCUCAAUGUCGACGCUGAUAUGUACGUGUACACCCUCCAGCUCUCUAGCGACCUCAAUAUAGAAACUAUAAUCACUUACAAUAUUGGUGUCAUGACUCUAUGGGGUGGUAUUGAGGGGCACCUUGGGCUCUGGACAGCGUGCUUCCCUGCUUUACAGCCCCUUUUCCGACUGGCUGGCGUAAAAUUGGGGAUUUCGAGGAGAACCCAAACCUCGAAGGAAACACACAAGAGCUAUGGGAAGCCAUAA